This is a messenger RNA of Carcharodon carcharias (great white shark), 4173 nucleotides long. RefSeq names its product SPRY domain containing 3 (gene spryd3). The transcript is spliced from 11 exons. NCBI's taxonomy places the organism in Eukaryota, Metazoa, Chordata, Chondrichthyes, Lamniformes, Lamnidae. Gene Ontology annotation, molecular function: protein binding. The record is from RefSeq and is a predicted model, not a curated record. The coding region runs from base 143 to 1399 and encodes 418 amino acids.
UUCCGCUUCCCGCAGUCAAGUUUGGGCUGCAGGUGCGUCAUCUAGUUACUGAGGGUGAGACAGGCUUUGCCGGCAGCUUAAAGGGAAUUUCCUUCAGCAAAGGCCAGAUUCCUUUGCUCUGUCAGAUCCGCAGUUGCGGGCAAUGGAGGACUUCAACUUACACUACAGGUUCCUAAAUUGGAGGAGAAGAAUAAGGGAGAUAAGAGAGGUGCGAGCAGUACGUCAUCAAGAGAGGUACAAACGCAUUCUUGUCGAUGGAGACAUACUGAGUUACCAUGGAAACUCAGAUGAAGUUGGUUGUUACGUGGCCCCUCGUCCUUUGACCAAGGAGAACAAUUAUUUUGAGGUAUGUAUAGUGGAUACUGGUGUAAGAGGGACCAUUGCAGUAGGAUUAGUCCCUCAGUAUUACAAACUGGAUCACCAGCCAGGAUGGCUUCCACAUUCUGUUGCCUACCAUGCAGAUGAUGGCAAGUUGUUUAAUGGAAAUGGAGUGGGCCAGCAAUUUGGGCCGAAGUGUUUUACAGGUGAUCGAAUUGGCUGUGGCGUCCACCCAGAAUCCUUCGACAGAGGAAUGGCAACUGUAUUUUUCACAAGAAAUGGAAAAGAGGUGGGGUCAGUAGUGAUGGCCAUGUCUCCAGAUGGAUUGUUCCCGGCAGUUGGAAUGCACUCUCUUGGAGAAGAAGUUCGGAUUGACUUUCAGGUAGAAUGGGGCCUGGAUGAGGAUGACACUGUCAUGAUGGUCGACAGCCAUGAAGACGAGUGGGGCCGUUUACACGAUGUUAAAGUUUGUGGAACACUAUUAGAAUAUGUUGGCAAAGGGAAGAGCAUCAUGGAUGUCGGUCUAGCACAAGCAAGGCAUCCCCUCAGCACCAGAAGCCAUUAUUUUGAAGUGGAGAUCGUUGAUCCAGGUGAAAAAUGCUACAUUGCCUUGGGACUGGCAAGAAAGGACUACCCAAAAAACCGGCAUCCAGGCUGGAGUCGAGGAUCAGUGGCUUAUCAUGCAGAUGAUGGCAAGCUUUUCCAAGGAAGUGGAGUGGGAGAUCCCUUUGGCCCUCGCUGCUACAAGGGUGAUAUCAUGGGUUGUGGUAUCAUGUUUCCUCGAGAUUAUAUUUUAGACAGUGAUGCUGACAGCGAUGAUUGUGUUGAUGCUGCAGAAGUGAAGCCCAAACAGAGGCGUGUGAGGAACAUCAUGUAUUUUAAUGAUGAGGAGGAAGAGGAUGAAGGAGAGGAAAUGGAACAAGAAUAUGAUGGAAAGAAAGUAACAGUAUUUUUUACUCGAAAUGGAAAGAUAAUUGGCAGGAAGGAAGCACCAGUACCAUCUGGAGGGUUCUACCCCACCAUCGGAAUGCUUAGCAACGGCGAAAAGGUUAAAGUUGAUCUGCAUCCUUUAAGCGGCUGAGCUGUUCAUCCACUUCUUCCUGAACACAGCAUGUUCUUCUUCCUACUGCCACCUACUGGCUGGGAUGGAGCCCCUAACACCACAAAGGGUGCGCAAUAUUGACCAUUAUAUUUGGCCAUUUUAUGUAACUCUGCGAUUCCAUUGGUGUAUUUAACAAACAGUUCCAUAGGACAAGUGUCUAUUUUGAUUGUUUUCCUUCAUUAUCUGUUAAAUCCUGCUUUAAAACACUAAAAAUCCAUUGCAGCUUUCAAAUCUUUUGCAGUUACUAUAUCCCAAUAUUAAUUACCUCAAUUGCACACCCGUGGCAUUUGAUAAGACCAGUUCCUGAUGCUGCUGUCUAUGUGCACAUUCAGAGCUAUUAAACAAUCAUUACUAGACGGCAAAACAUAAGAAGAUCUGAAUUGGUUUCCUCCUUGUUUGCUGUCGGCAAGCUGCUUUCAAAGGAAUGUUUUCAAGGAGUCUGCUCCUGCCUGUCAGUACAGCUCUUCAGUGUCCUGUAACCAGCAGAAUACAAAUUCACUAGCUCUUGACCUGAGAUCCAUGAUCAUCAGGGAACACGCAGAUAUGAACUGUCCACUCCCCAUACCAGGUUCUGUGUAGAGUGCCUUACCCACACUACUAACAGGGCUGCCCAACUGACCCUGUUAUUAUCAUCACUGUGGUAGCAAUCAUUACAACCCAGCAGCACAAAGUAAGGUGAGUGAUCCAGUUAGGAAAUAGCCCCACUAAUAUCUGCCCUUUUCAGUUGGUAUUGAUCUAUCUGCUGCAAAUGAGCGCUCCUGUUCUUUCCUUCUAUUGUACCAUUGGUACCAGUCAGUCUGUAUUGUUGUAAUGCUACCAAUAGUAUGCUGUUUCUCAGUUUGUAGCCCUGAUAUUUCGUUGGUGCACCUGCACGAUACUGGGAAAGAUGUGAAGCUUUGGUCAGAAGCUUUGUGUUGCUAUUGGAGCAUGUAGAUACAGUUAAUGUACACUAAAAACACUCUGGGGGGAACUGAAGUCCUUGUCAUUGAACUCUGGAAGUAUCAGGAUGGUGUCAUACAGAGGAGGACUUUAUAUGACACAGUCCUCACCAUAGUUCAGCUACAGAUGCUCCUGCUUAUACUGGGGAUUCAUUGGAUGAAAAAGGACAGUGUCUAAAGAACGUCAGUAUUUCAUGAAAAGUUUGUUCCUCUUCAGACUAAGCGGAGUUCGUGCUUUUUGUGUCUGUAAAACAUUCUCUUUACACUUUACUUUCACAUUCGCUUCAGCCCGUGUCCAGAAUGUUAUAGAAUAACUCAAAACACUCACCCCUCAGUCUGUCAUUUUAAAAUAAAUAAUCCCAUCAUGAAGUAGCUAGGAAGUUGGGUGGAGAGUGGGGAGAGGCCGCCAGUGACCUUAACACUGUCCAGCAGGGGGCGGUAGGGACCCUAACACUGUCCAGCAGGGGGCAGUAGUGACCCUAACAAUGUCCAGCAGGGGGCAGUAGUGACCCUAACAAUGUCCAGCAGGGGUGAGUUGGCAGUGAUCAGAUGCAGAGACCUUGCCUGAGUACUCUGUCCCAUUAGCCCAGGGUGUUGAGGAUGAUUGAUGCCUCCGUCGCUGUCAGGAUGAGGUCAGCGACUCAGCACCAGAGUAAUGUUUUCUCGUAAUAUCGAAUUUUAAUUCCCAUUAAUAAGAGUUUUAAGUUUGAAAAUAAAAUAUUCUACAAGGAAUGAAAAGCACCAUGUAAGAACGUGUGUGGUAUUAAAGCGUCUUUUAGAUCUACCCUAGACUCUUAGCAUUGCACGACAUAAAGUGAAACUUGGGAAGAAUGCUAGUGGUAAGACGUGGAGAUUAUGUGGUUUAUGAGUGAGAGCUAUCUUUGGGCGUUAGCUGGACUUUCUCUCUCUUUCCUGCAUUGCUCCCCCCUCCCCCAUACCCUUCAACCCCAAAGGUCCAAAAUGAUUUCAAUAUUCAGAACCUGACACGGCUGAAAUGUCACUUGUGACAUAAAUAACAUCACUUGUAUAGAACAGAGACAGAUCAGUUCGAGGUAAUGCUGCAGCUAUCAGGUAGCCCAUCUGGCUAUUUAAGGCAUUUAAAAAACAAUCUGCUGCUUCCCCUUUAACCACUUCUUUACAGAUGUGGAUUGAACCCUGCAAAAGGCCUCGUAGUCCAGUCCUACUCUCCUUUUUCCUCUGUUGGCCCAAUAGCGUUUUGGUAUUUUCUGCAGCUUCCCACUCCCCUGCUUGUUUGAGGUGACCUUGCCCAGUCAUAGGCCCUGCUUGUGCUAUGGAUCCCUAUUCAGUAGUAACAUGACUGACACUUUGUAAAUGUAUUUGAUGUUAGACCCUUCCAGCUAACUGACAAAGGAGAUGUUUAUCCUGUCUGAAUCAGAGCUGGAUUUGGUGAUCCACUGCACAAUAAGUAUGUGAACAGGAGCUGAUACUUGCUGUAUACUGCAAGCAUUGUACUGAGGUAAAGGGACUUUUGAGUGGAAACCAUUUCAUUUUAUGUACAAUUUUUGAGAGAUUUCUAUAACAUUACUGUGUCUUAAGCUGAGGUUCCCUGAAAGGGGCGCAAAUAGAGUUCAAAGUAAAACAUGGUUCCAGUUUCUCCCCACCUGAUCUUUGAUAUAAUUUGAGUGAUUGUAAAUUGCUUCUUGAUUGUGGAUAUUUUUGAGAAAUUACCUUUGGCAUGUGGCAGUCUCCUACCAAUUCUUUUGUACCAAUAAUCGACCUUGUGCACUAUAUUAUAUCAAAGAUAUGUACAUAAUUCAGAUGUUUAUAUGCUUUAAAUAAAAGAUAUUUCCAUAA